Messenger RNA from Cicer arietinum (chickpea), 1410 nucleotides. RefSeq lists its product as uncharacterized. Lineage: Eukaryota; Viridiplantae; Streptophyta; Magnoliopsida; Fabales; Fabaceae. The record is from RefSeq and is a predicted model, not a curated record. Gene Ontology annotation, cellular component: cytosol. Gene Ontology annotation, molecular function: protein-folding chaperone binding.
AGUGUUCAAUAAUACUAACUGUGUUGGUACAAUCCAGCAACAGAACAUAAAAGUUACACAAAGGAAAGUCCUAUAUUCCUCCUAAGUGGAAGAGAAAAAAGAAAGCAAAGUUUGAAGGAAGAUGGGUUUGGAGUACUAUGAGAUUUUGGAGGUUGAAAAGAAUGCAACGGAUGAAGAGUUGAAGAAAGCAUAUAGAAAACUUGCCAUGAAAUGGCACCCUGAUAAAAAUCCCAAUAAUAAAAAAGAGGCUGAGACUCAAUUCAAACUCAUAUCUGAAGCAUAUGAGGUUCUAAGUGAUCCACAGAAGAGAGCAAUUUAUGAUCAGUAUGGAGAAGGUGGCCUUAAAAGUGGAAUGCCACCAACAGAUGAUGGUGCGGCUUCAUACUUCCAAACUCAAGAUGGCCCAAGAUUUAGGUUCAGUCCAAGAAGUGCAAAUGGUAUCUUUGCAGAAGUUUUUGGCUUUUCAAAUACAUAUGGAGGAAUGGGAAUGAGGGGUGGCAGCUGCAGAGGCAUGAGGGGCGGGUCGUGGGUGUCAAGGUCUUUCGGUGACAUUUUUGGCAAAGACGUAUUCAGAGAAAGCAGAAACUCGAGUCAAGGUCCACGGCGGAAGGCGCCUCCGAUUGAAAAUAAUUUACCUUGCAGCCUUGAGGAACUUUAUAAGGGUACUACCAAAAAGAUGAAGAUCUCAAGGGAAAUUGCAUACGCAAGCGGUAAAACUCUACCUGUGGAGGAAAUACUAACAAUUGAAAUCCAACCAGGCUGGAAAAAGGGAACAAAAAUCACAUUCCCAGAAAAAGGAAAUGAGCAGCCAAAUGUUAUUGCUGCAGAUAUCGUAUUCAUUAUAGAUGAGAAACCUCACAGUAUAUUUACAAGAGAAGGUAAUGAUUUGGUUGUAACACAAAAGAUAUCAGUUGCAGAAGGUGAAGCUCUAAAAAGCUACACAUUCCAACUUGUUACUUUGGAUGGCAGGGGUCUGACCAUUUCCAUAGACAAUGGAAUUGAUCCGAACUAUGAAGAAGUGGUCGUUGGGGAAGGGAUGCCUAUUUCGAAAAAUCCUUCACAGAGGGGUAAUCUUAGGAUCAAAUUCAAUGUCACAUUCCCAAGCAUGGUUGAUGCUGAAGCUCAAAGCCUGAACUAAGAAAUGCAUGAAGCACCAUAAUAGAGUGCCGUCCAUUGCCAAGUGUAUCUUAUGUAUAAAAUAAUAGUUUCUCGGCUUAAUGGCAAUUUUGAUUUUGAUUUUCACUCGUUAACGAAGUUAGGCGGCCAAUUUCGGAAGAAAUAAUAGAGGAACAAAAACUAUAAUCAAAUAUAUCUUUUAUAUGACUAUGAUAUAUGUAGUUUAUGUGAGAUACCAUAACAAUGUCAUCCACGGAAAUAAAAUCCAACAAUAUUAAAUAUUUUGUAUUUGUA